GGCUAAUCUCGAUCAUUGUGCUGUUUUUCCCUGGUAAUUAUGAUAGAUGACGCACGAAGGGUAUACGCAUCGGCAGCGAAUCAGGGCGGCCAUGUGCCAAAAGCCAUCGCACCGUUUGCCUUGCGGGCAGUACGCACUGCCACGGCCGAAGACACGAUCUGGUCCGAGGUGAGCGAGCAAGCAUUCCGCCGGCUUCUGGUCGAGUUGGAGGAGCGCACUAAUGCGGUUCCUAUCGAUGUCGUGACUGCAGACGUCCAGCCUGAUGGUCGCGCUGACGGGGAUCCUGCAUGCCUGCCGUUGAGCGUCGAGAAGCAGGUCGCAGAUGACUUUGCGUACCUUGCUGCCGUUACUGAGGGGGCGCAAAGUGUGGCUGCUGUGUGUGUGGAGCAGCAUAUCUGUCAUUCGACGACAACGACGACGACGACGACGACGACAAGGCUGGUCCUACGCAUUGCUGGCAUGGAUGUAGUCGUCGAGAACGUCAGGGCGAUGCUAAAGGAUGUGUGCAUCAUACUAGAGGGCGUAGCGGCGUGCCGCCUGGAUGUGAACCAUGAAGGCCGCAAUGAGAUAUUCGCGGUCGUCGUCCGCCAACACCGCCAGAAGCUCUUGGGCCGGAUGCGAUCGAGGAAGUGGGUGAAGCCGAAGUACCUGAGCAAGCAGCACAAGAAGCCGCUUUGGAAGGACUUUGACAACGUCAUCCACCGUGCGCCACACGUCUAUCCGAAGAAACGCGAUUGUAGGACUCGAGAUCUCGUGAUCCAGAGUUUGACAGCGAUGCAGGCGAGGUAUACACGCUACGAGGACGUAAACGACGACGAUGGCAGUGCCAACCUGCUGCAUCUCCAGGAUCUCGUCAAAGCGACUUAUGACUUCUGUAAGCUCCCCGAGAUUGCAGCGUUUGCCGCACACUUUGAAGAUAUAUCGUCGCCGACGCCACAGGUCGGAGCAGUCAUCAAAACACUCCGUCAGCUCGAGAAGAUAGGCGCGUACUGGAGAAUCAGCAUGGACCUCGCAUCAGCGGCGGGGCAAUACUCGCAGUCAUUCCAAAGCAUACACUUGGCGUACGUGACGCCGUAUGCUGAAGUCCCGACAGACAUUGCAUACGAAAGCUGGGCAAAGACGAUGCACGUACAUGCUGAGGUCCAGCUGCUAGUUGAAUACGCGAUGCGGAAACAAGGCGAACACCAUCAUGAUGACAAGAACAAGUUGGUAAUCAUCUGGCCACGCACGAUCGGCACGAGCAAGUACCUCUGCUAUCUCUGCUAUCUCUUCCUGACCGAGCAUGGCGGGUUCGGGACUGCGCUGAGUUCUCACGGAAGACUGUUCGAUCAGUGGACCGUGCCUGAUCUGAGUGAGUUCGACGCGCAAACACAAGGCAUAUUCGCCAACGUGCUUGAGAGGGUGUAUCGGCGUGUGGAAUGGCAGCUAGGGUCGACGAGAGAACCGGUGCGCUGGCGCUCAGAGCCAAUGACGAGUCGACAAAGCUUGAUCAUGCAUGUGGGAGGGAGGGCCAUUCCAGUUGACCCGCCUUUAGUUACAUAGAAAGCUUGGCAGCUGACGUUCCGGCCAUCUCGAAGUAUUAGCGCCGCGCUACGCUCAGAUAGACUAAUUUACCCUAUUAAGCGC
Molecule: messenger RNA, 1626 nt
Organism: Pseudovirgaria hyperparasitica
Lineage: Eukaryota; Fungi; Ascomycota; Dothideomycetes; Acrospermales; Acrospermaceae
Exons: 1
Coding region: 40-1542 (500 amino acids)
Source: RefSeq, a predicted model, not a curated record